Molecule: messenger RNA, 1134 nt
Organism: Kazachstania africana CBS 2517
Lineage: Eukaryota; Fungi; Ascomycota; Saccharomycetes; Saccharomycetales; Saccharomycetaceae
Gene: TRP4
Product: anthranilate phosphoribosyltransferase
Exons: 1
Coding region: 1-1134 (377 amino acids)
Biological process (GO): L-tryptophan biosynthetic process
Cellular component (GO): cytosol
Molecular function (GO): anthranilate phosphoribosyltransferase activity
Source: RefSeq, a predicted model, not a curated record
AUGUCUGAGCAAUCAUUAGUCACAUAUACGAAGAAACUUAUUUCAAAGCCACCGACUUUUACGCCGGAAGAUUUACAUGAUGCUAUGAUUAUCAUAAUGGAACUUCUCAAUGACAAGGAUUCAAAUGCUACAGUAUCCGUUAAUGUCAAAAUAUCCAGUUUCUUAUCAUGUCUACGGGCGUCUGGACUGGAUUACAAGGCCGAGUACAUUGCCCAGGCUGCAUUAGCUGUGCUACGUUAUUCUGCAUUGGUGAAAUUAUCACAAAAUGUUAUUGACAAUACAGACGAUUUGGUUCUCGAUAUUGUGGGAACCGGUGGGGAUGAACAAAACACAUUCAAUGUAUCUACAUCUGCAGCCAUUGUUGCAUCGGGUAUCCCCAAUUUGAAAGUCGUCAAACAUGGUGGUAAGGCAUCUACUUCAAACAGUGGUGCAGGUGAUUUGAUAUCUACACUAGGCUGUGAGACUUCAAAAGUAAACGCCACAACAGUACCCAAAUUAUGGAAAGACAACUCAUUCCUGUUCCUUCUGGCGCCUUAUUUCCAUGAUGGGAUGGGCCGUGUAGCAGGCAUUAGGAAAAUGUUGGGUAUUCCAACAAUAUUCAACGUGUUGGGACCCUUAUUACACCCAGUAGAACAUGUUAACAAGAGAAUACUGGGGGUCUACUCUGAGAAAUUAGCUUUAGAAUACGCCAAGGCCUCUGCCCUAGUGUACCCCGCCAGUGAAACAUUCGUCGUCUGGGGUCACGUCGGUCUCGAUGAAGUCUCGCCAAUAGGCAAGACCACCGUCUGGCAUGUGGACCCUCAAAGGUUCAAUAACGGUGGUACCUUAGUGGACACAUUCGAGUUGACCCCAUCAAUGUUCGGUCUCAAAGAACACAGCUUGGAAAGUUGUGCAUCUCUGGGACCUGCUGAGAAUGCAAAGAUUCUGAGAGAAGAAGUGCUUUCAGGUAAAUACAAGCUCGGAGAUAACCAUCCAAUCUACGACUACAUUCUACUAAACACUGCCGUACUGUACUGUCUAAGCCAAGGCAUCAACAACUGGAAGCAGGGUGUCCAGGCAGCAGAAGAUAGUAUCCAAUCUGGUUCUGCAUUAAAAUCGCUCGAUCAUUUCAUCAGAGACACCAAAUUCGUCUAA